This is a messenger RNA of Effrenium voratum, 198 nucleotides long. The record is from the annotation of a GenBank genome assembly. NCBI's taxonomy places the organism in Eukaryota, Dinophyceae, Suessiales, Symbiodiniaceae.
AUGCAGAAAGCCACCGACCCCAGCAGCUCCAGCCCCAGUUCCAUCCAGUUCUUGUACAACUUUUCAGUUCCAGGAUCCAUCGACGCCAGGCUGCAGCCUUUGGGAGCCUUCCGCCUCUACGAGUGCCGGGACGGGCCUUUGGAGCGCAGGUCCCUGGACUUGCCCAAGGACCGGGACGAGAUCCUUGAUCCGGGCACC